Molecule: messenger RNA, 6577 nt
Organism: Schistocerca gregaria
Lineage: Eukaryota; Metazoa; Arthropoda; Insecta; Orthoptera; Acrididae
Gene: dtn
Product: transmembrane protein 132E
Exons: 17
Coding region: 1-4422 (1473 amino acids)
Source: RefSeq, a predicted model, not a curated record
AUGAAGUGGCGCUUCGGCAGCCCCUACCUGCACCGCAUCGCCAGACAAAGGCUCAGAACUGUGGACACUACAAGACGACCGCGGCAGCAGGCAGAGCUUAACGACGAUGUUGGCGUGGCGGGCACGGUGGAGGUGCACCUGGAGAGCAAGGAGGGCGGCUUCUUCCUGAAGCAUGUGUCGCGCCAGCACUACGCCGACCUGGGGCAGCACGCGCCGCCGCCCAGCCCGCCGCCGCCGCCACCGGACGACGCGGCCGCCGGCGCGGGGGCGGGCGCCGUGCUCAGCGUUGACCGCUUCAGCGUCGUGCAGAGCUCCAGGCCCGUCUCCGUGCGCGCCACCUACGGGCCCUUCUCCACCAAGCAGACGGUGCCGGCGCGCUACGUGGUUCCGGACCCGCUGGACCUGCCGCAGCCGCCGCUGCCGACGCUGCAGCACAACGGCAGCCUCCUGGACGCGGCGGCGGGGGCGGCGGCGGCGGCCGUGGCGGCAGCGGCUGCGGGGGCGGCGCCGCGCCGCCUGGACGUGAGCGCGCACAUCGUGCGGCCGCAGCUGCCGCGCGACCAGCCGCAGCUGCGCGUGCUGUUCCACGCGGGCACCGGCACCGCCGCCGCCGCCGACGUGGGGCCCGGCGUCGCGGCGCUGGGCGGCCGCCGCCACCCGCGCCAGAGGGUCUGCAUCGUGCUGCACGCCGCCCUGGGGGACCGCCCGCCGCUCACCGCCGCCUGCUCGCCCGACGGCGAGGAUGGCGUCUGCCUCGCGCAGGUGACGGUGCCGGCGACGUGGUGGCCGCCGCUGUCGCCGCCGGGCUGGGGCGGCCCCUCCAAGUGGCCACCGCGGCGCGUGCAGCUGGCGUACUCUGUGCUGGAGCCGCGCGGCGAGGGCUGCGUGGCGCGCGUGCAGAUCCAGCCGGUGGCGCCGCUGGGGACGGUGCUGCUGGCGCCGGCCGCCUCCGCCUACCGCGAGCUGCGCGCGCCCGGCCCGCCGCCCGCAGAGGACGGCCUGCUGGCGCUGCUGCUGCCGCGCGCGCCGCUCUACCCGCGGGCGCGCCUGCACGCGCCACUCUUCCUCCUGCAGCCCGCCGCCGCGCUGCUCGUCGUUAAGGUGCGCGUGAAGAACGGCCUGCGGCUGCUGGGCGCCGAGGCGAGCUCGGAGCGCUGGAACGUGACGGCGUCGCUCAACGGCAAGCACACCGCCGCCACCGUCACCGCCUUCCGCAGGGACAGCCUCGCCGACGCGCCGCCGCAGCUGCAGCCCUCGCCGCACGGCAAGCCGGGGAGCGGCGGAGCGGCCGGUGGCGGCGGCGGAGGGCCGUCCAAGGCGGAGGAAGUGUUCUCUCUGCUGGUGGCCGUGUCAGACGAGGGCGGCGCGGGGGCGGCGGACGCGCGCCUCGUGCUGAGCGCGCGCUACGUGCUGGCCGGCGACGUGGCGGCGGCAGCGGGGGCGGCGGGGGCGGCCAGGAAGCCCGCGCUGCUCGAGGCGUCCGGCCGGCGGAGGCACACCGCCAGGCUCGAGGUGCACAAGGACGACAUCCAGGCCGUGCUGCCCAUCUCCAAGAACUGGGAGGUGAUGAACACCGCGGUGCUGACCGGCCACCAGGUGUCGCAGGCCAUGAAGGUGUUCAUCGUGAGCCAGGCGGGCAAGGUGGCUGACGUCACGCUGCAGUCCGCCUGCCACUCCGAAGACGAGAGCGUGCUCAAGGUGUCCAGCUCGUGCAGCUCUGUGUACGUGGACGGCUCCGAGAUCCGCGGCUCGUCCAACGCCUCGGUGGUGGUCAAGUACGGCACGUACACGGGGCUGGCGCGCUUCACCGUCUGGAUGCCGGAGUUCCCGCUAGAGGUCAGCGUCGCGGACUUCCGCCUCAGCCAGGUCAAGGGCUGGCGCGUGCCCGACGAGCACUCUGGUAGAGGUGGCAACAAGCUGAGGAAACGUGAGGCCGCCGACGUGCCGCGGUGGGGCAAGGACCCCAGCUUCCAGGACAUGAUGGAGCACGACCAGAAACCCAGCUGCCGACUGCGCUUCCAGCAGAGCCCCGUCGAGGUGUACGCGCGCUUCAGCGCCUCGGACCAGGACUCGGGGCGCGUGAGCUACUUCGUGAACCGGCGCACCUGGCUGCGUGUCACCGACCUGGUGGAGGCGCUGCUACGCGUCUCCGACCCACGCAUCGCCAGCCUCAGCGGGCGCAUCCUGCAGGGCCGCGGCGUCGGCCGCUCCGAGGUACAGGUGCUGUCGCCGACUGGUAGGGUGAUCGGCGCCAAGGAGGUGCGCGUGGGCAACGACAAGGUGUCCAUCACGCGCCUGCAGGUGCGUGUCGUGUCGGGCCUGCAGCUCUCCAUAGUGCCCGACAGCGCCGUCGAGAACGGAUACGUCGCCGAGACCUCCGUCACGAGGAAGCUGACUGCCCAGUACCAGGAGGGCCUGCUCGACAUAGACAUAGAGUUCUCCGACGGGACGCGGACGCCGCUGCGCGAGGUGGCGGUGUCGGACUACCACCUGCUGGUGGAGAGCCUCGACCCCGAGGUGGUGGCGUUCGCGCCCAUGGUGACAUCGCCGCACCCCCGCGUCAUCGCCGUGGGGGAGGGCCGCGGAGACCUGCUGCGCGUCGCGCUGCUGCCGGCUGACGCCUGCCGCGGGGGCGGCGGAGGCGGGGGCGCCGUGACGCGUGGGCGGCCGGCCGCGGGCGGCGCGGGGGCGGCGCCGGCGCCGGCGCUGGCGGCGGCAUCGGCCUACGUGGAGGUGGACUUCUCUGGCAGCGACCUGCCGCAGCGGCCGGACCUCGUGCAGAACGACGGCGGCCCCGGCGUGGGCGGCGGCCUGCCGCUCGGCUUCGGCCCGCGCUCCAGCCGCGACAUGGUCGCCGACGUCCCGGACAUCUCCAUCGGGUUUCCGCUGAAGGACGAGAACAACCACGAGCCGACGGUGCAGGCGCGCCAGCACUCGGCGGCGGUGUCCGGUCUGGGCGGUGGAUCCGGCGUGCGCGGCUCACACGUGGGCGGCGGCGGCGUGUCGCACCACCACCUGGGACCCGGCGCCGCCCACGGCCAGCCCGCCGUCAGCCUGACGCCGCUCGAGAUCGGCAUGUACGUGCUGCUGGCGGCCUUCUGCUUCGCCAUCGUCGUCUUCGUGGUGUCCUGCGUGGUGUACGCGUCCAAGUUCAAGCCCCUGACGCCGAUGGAGGCGGCCAUGGUGGGAGCGCGCGGCCCGGCGCUGGGGGCGGCCGGCGGCAGCUCGGGGGCGGCCAGCUCGGGGGCGGCGUGCCUGGGGGCGGCCGGAGGGGCGGGCGCCGCCGGCGGGGGGCCGCCCAAGGGCCAGGAGCCCACCACCACCAACGCGCACGACUGGGUCUGGCUGGGCCGCGCCACGCUCGAACGCGCCUCCGGCCACGCCGUCGUCAACAACAACAACAACAACAACUGCAAGGUACGGAUCACGGCGAACCCGCUGGAGCAGUCGACGGAGAUGCAGGCGUCAUCGACAUCGGCAGCGGCGGUGCGGCACGUGCCCGCCGUGGACAGCUCGACCUACUGCAAGAAGGAGAGGGACAAGGAGAGGGAGAGGGACAGGGAGAGGCCGCAGCCCGCCACGCCGGUGCGGCAGCACUCCAGGGAGCCGGCACUGCCCACGCCGCCAGAGAGGAUGUGGCAGAUUCGCAGCAGCGGAACGCCGCCGCCGCUGCCUCCCCACGGGCUGGUGGCGCCCGCGCCGGCGCCGGCGUCUUCGGUGGCGGACAAGCCGCUGGAGGUGGAGUACCGGCCUCCGGUGCCGCCGCACCGCAACAUGGGCGUGACGGCGCGCAUCGGGCCCUCCGCGGCCGCGGGGCUGCCCGCCGCCGGCUUCCAGCAGAGCCCGGCAGCCGCCGGUGCCGACACCGCGGGGGCGCAGACCGCCUCCCCGCUGCCGGCGCCGCCCCCGCCGCCUCCGCACCAGCAGCUGCAGCCGCAGCAGCGCAGGCACCACCACCACCACCACCACCACCGCAGCAACAGGGCUGGCGGAGGCGGAGGUGGCGGCGGCCACGACGGCGGCGCGCCGGAGCAGCCCCCGCAGCGGCACAAGUCCCGCCGCUCGUCCGGUCACCAGCCGCAGGUGCAGCCGCAGGUGCAGGUGCAGCCGCAGGUGCCGCCGCACCAGCACCAGCUGCAGCAGCUGCAGCUGCAGCACGAGGCGGCAGCCGCGGCAGCAGCCGCAGCGGCGGCCGGCGCCAACCACUCCGACUUCGUGCCUGGCGCGCAGCGGGGGGCGGGCUGCGGCUCGGAGGUGAAGCGCGCCACCAUCGUCGGGAACCCCAUGUUCUCGGCAGGCGCCGCCGUGGCGCUGUCCGGGGCCGCCCACGACCACCUGGUCGGGCUGGACGACCUCAACCUCGGCAUGGACUACGACCAGAUCAUGGAGUACUUCGACAACCUCAAAGAGUCAAAUGCCUGAAUCUAGUCACUCGACUCCGUCGUCCGCAACCGCGGGGGGCGGCAACCGAUACCAAAAAGAAGCUAUUCGUGUACAACAUAUUUAUUUAUCUACCCGCGCCAAAUGUCACAUUUCUUUAACACGCGAAGCGUAACGCACUGAACAGCCACUGCUGUGGAGACGGUACGUUUGAAUAGUUUUUGUCAACAGGUUACUGUAUCCACUUCUUUGAGGUGGUGCAUUAAUCGUCUCCUGUAGAUAACAUGACCUAGCUUCGGACUCCGUCCGAAAAAAGCGAGGUGUCUCCAGAAUUUUUUCCACCGUACCAUGUUUGUGUUCCUGCUAGCUACUAUAUGCACGCUGUAUUGCUGUUGGUGUGCUGUAUCGUCAGCUGAUUGAAGUCGACUAAGCAAAGGGAGGCGUCCACCUUCCCCCGCACUGUACAGUAUUUAUUCUAAAAAGAUGUUUCGAUUGAUGUUCCUACUUGUCACGCCUCUGACCCGUACCUCAACCUCACACGCCAGCUGGGAGCUGUCCGUCACCCCUGCUGCCGCAGCACAACUUUCGAGAAGCAUCUUUUUUAUAUUUUAUGCCAAAAAAGAACAAUGUCGUUUUGUUUAUAGAAGAAUUUUAUUUUUAUGCGUGUGCACUCCAUAGUUUUAUUAUGGGCAUCGUGCUGUCUGUUGGUGGCCUUUGCAUGAGAGGUACCCCACCACCCAAAUAUUUAAUAUAUUUAUUGAGGACACUUGAUUUUCCUUGUAAUGUCUGUGUUGUAAAAAGUGUACAUAACGUAUAAAUGUUUGUAUUUGUAAGCAUCUUAAUACCGUUGCACAUUUUAUAUGGGCCCAUAUACAUAUAUAAAAAGUAGGUGAGAGGAUAGCUUUUUUUCCCCAGUCACUUUUUUGUAUACCCAACCAGGGUUUAUUACAAUAUGGCAUGGUAAUUUGUAUCCUUUUAGUGUACUACGAGUCUAAAUUUGUUGACAUUGGAUAAAAUGUUUCUCGUACUAAGCAUUUAGCUAUGUUUAGACGCUAGAGUCAAUUACAGUGUGGAUAAAUCUAAGCGUGAUUCGUAUUGAAUAUUGCAGAAGUAGUUGUGGAGCGAGUAUUAAAUAUCCGUCACUCAAGUGUAGAUCGCUUUAUGUAAUAGGAGACGUAGUUCGUAGUGUACAGAACUAUUCUAUGCAGACGUAAUGCUGGGCUCCAGACAUGAGUGAACCUCUGGUAUCAUACUUCCAUGAAAGAUAAUGCAUGUUAGUCACACGAGCUCUGUAGGGAAAAUUCCUCUGUGACGCGUUCAUCUGUGUACACUCAAUGUAUAAAGUGCAUAUCUGUCACAUUGAUGGUCGUAUCUGCUUCGUACUACAUGUGAACAGCUAAUAUGAAAAUCGAUUAGUGUUUUUCAUACAGCUCUUGUAACUACGAACUUCAUAAAAAUUCACAACAGUCAGUAUAAUGCAAUCGCUUGUUUGUUGUGAUGACUUGCUGAACGGUUUCCCUCACUUAGUUGUAUGUGUGCUCACCAUGUGCUUUCACCGUGGCUGAAUGUCGCUUAAAGAUAGAGAAAAGAUCAGCAACCUACUCCACACUUACGUCCCUGCCACGUAAAUUAAAAAUGUUUCCCAAUAUGUGAAUGUUGUAAAUUGAAAAUUCAAAUGAAGAGUAACUGUAUGUGUACAUAUUAUGCAAUGUCGAUGAAGCUGUUUCUUGAUACUGAUGUUUGCAGUUUAUGAUCGAUUUCAGUAGAAUUUUUAAUGAGGUAUUUGUCCUCUUAUUUACAAUAUACGUACUCCAAAUUAGAUAUUCGCAUCAGUAUGAGACAUAUGUUAAUUGUCUUACACAAAACAUGUAUUUAUUACACUAUAUUUUGUGAACGACUCACUGCUUCAUACUGUAUGUAUAUUGAGUAGUCCUCAACAAUUUUAUAUCAAUGAACUGUGCACAUAGUUAAGUGUUGAGGAAUGUCCAUUAUUGAACUCAUACCGGGUAAUCAAGCAACCUAUCAACAUUACCUCUCCCAAAGGCAAAUAUUCUAAUCUCUCACUGAGAAUUUCGUAAUUAAGAGUACAUGUAACUCACCGACUGCAAAUGUUUGAUGUUAUAUGAUUAUAUGCCUACAGAGUCAUAAAUACAAAUAAAACAAAUUUGUAAUUGAAUAAAUGAUAAUAGCAAGGGUU